AUGUCCAUCUCCCCCAUCAUCACCUUCAAGGCUGGUCAAUGCCUGGUUGACAGCUCGUCGAAACCGUACAAGGUCACGCCCCAGGAGGAUCCAGGCUACAUCUAUUUAUACUCGGAGGACGGUGAGUUGUGUCCCGCCAAGCCUCUGCCGACGGGCUUCCCUUCCCCACGUGCUAACAAGCGGUUAUCAGAGCUGAUACACUUCUGCUGGAGGAAGCGCGAUGUGCCCCUUACCGACCCUGAACUGGACCUGGUAAUGGUUCCCACGGACGGCAGCUUUGUCCCCUACGAAUACAAGACGACGCCGCAGCCGACGUCCAAGACGAACGGUCGCAUAUUCGUCCUCAAGUUCAGCUCGUCGUCAGAGCGCCACCUGUUCUGGCUUCAGUCCAAGCCCCAGAGCCGCAAUGGAGACCCAAGCUGGUUCAGCCCGCGCGACCGCAAGAUUGGCGACAUUGUAAACCUUCUGCUCCAGGGUGAAGAGGUUGACGUCACACGUGAGCUAGCCAACGUCCGCAACACCGAUGACCAGCCGGACGACGAGGACGAGGCCAUGGAGGACGCCGAGGGCGAGCGUGGCUCCCGUGAUCACGGCGCUGGCGGCGCUGGCCCGGAUGCCACCGGAGGAGAUGUCAGAGAGGAGGGUGAGAGCUCGAGAGAGGGAGGAGCCGACGGAGCACGAGCAGCCUCUACUGGUGCCCCUGAUGCUUCCGAAGCCGUCAGGAACUUCCUGGCAUCCCUUCAAGGCCAGCCCGGCAUGUCGACAGGAGGGCAGCAGCAUCGCAGCCAGUCCGCAGAUAAGCCGUACCCUCACCUGACACACCUGCUCCCAACGUCCAUCACGGUGCCCAUGGUUGACAGCCUCGCCACCAGCAACCCCGAGCGCCUAGACGUCCUCCUCAGCUUUCUCCCCCCCGCUGUCAUCGUACUCUCCGGCAACAACCCGAAUGCGUACGACGGCAAGAACGAGCCUUCCGCUGAGGCGGUCGAGGCAGCCAAGGCCUCGUUGUCGCUUGAUCGCAAGAAAAUUCUCCUCAAGAAGGUCCUUAGGAGCCCCCAGUUCAGUCAGGCGCUAGGAAUCCUAACACAGGCCCUGCGUGACGGUGGGCUUCCUGGUAUUGCGGAUGCGCUGGGCAUCAAGGUCCAGAACGGAGGAUACCUGGCCAACGGCAGCAUGCCCAUGGGCGGUGGUCAGGCUGUGGAGGCCUUUGUGGAGGGCGUGAAGAGCAAGGUCCGCGAAGAGGGGAAUGAAUGA
Molecule: messenger RNA, 1254 nt
Organism: Geosmithia morbida
Lineage: Eukaryota; Fungi; Ascomycota; Sordariomycetes; Hypocreales; Bionectriaceae
Product: 26S proteasome regulatory subunit N13
Exons: 3
Coding region: 1-1254 (417 amino acids)
Biological process (GO): ubiquitin-dependent protein catabolic process
Cellular component (GO): nucleus; proteasome regulatory particle, lid subcomplex; cytoplasm
Molecular function (GO): proteasome binding; endopeptidase activator activity; ubiquitin binding
Source: RefSeq, a predicted model, not a curated record